This is a messenger RNA of Orcinus orca (killer whale), 906 nucleotides long. Its product is annotated as antileukoproteinase. The coding region runs from base 75 to 674 and encodes 199 amino acids. The transcript is spliced from 5 exons. Gene Ontology annotation, cellular component: extracellular region. Gene Ontology annotation, molecular function: peptidase inhibitor activity. The record is from RefSeq and is a predicted model, not a curated record. NCBI's taxonomy places the organism in Eukaryota, Metazoa, Chordata, Mammalia, Artiodactyla, Delphinidae. Gene Ontology annotation, biological process: antibacterial humoral response; innate immune response.
CUCGUGAGGCCACGCCCACUAGGGAAGGUAUAAAUGGGGGCGGCUGGGCCAGCAGAGCCACCCCUGCCCUCACCAUGACGUUCAGUGGUCUCUUCCCCUUCGUGCUUCUUGCCCUGGGAACCCUGGCACCUUGGGCUGUGGACGGUGCUGGAAAUGCUUUGAAAGCUGGAGACUGCCCUCCUAGAAAACCUGCCCAGUGCCUUAAAUAUGAGAAACCCAAGUGCAGCAUUGACCGUCCGUGUCCAGAGAAGAAGAAAUGUUGCCCUGAUGCUUGCGGAAUGACAUGCCUGGAUCCUGUCAACAUCUUGAACCAAGUUGAGGAGAAGCCUGGGAUGUGUCCAGAGUCCCUCGCCCGAUGUUUGAUGUUUAACCCCCCCAAUCGAUGUGAGACAGACAGCCAGUGCCUGGGUGAAUUAAAGUGCUGCGAGAGCUUUUGUGGGAAAGAGUGCCUGCUCCCUGUGAAAGUUGAGGAGAAGCCUGGGAUGUGUCCAGUGCCCGUCGUCCGAUGUUUGAUGCUUAACCCCCCCAAUCGAUGUGAGACAGACAGCCAGUGCGUGGGUGAAUUAAAGUGCUGCGAGGGCUUUUGUGGGAAAGAGUGCCUGCUCCCUGUGAAAGGGAGUUCUUGGGGAGAGAAUGUGGAGAUGACUUGGCUGGUUCCUGUAUUGAAGUCCUGAUCUCAUUUUCUCUCACAGCCUGAUUCCUGCCACUUGGAAGUGGCUCUGGAUUCCUACUCUGCGUGGUCUGGGAAUUCCCUUCUACUCCCACGCUUGGAUCACUGGGGCACUCCGUGGUGAAGCCUUGGUCCUAUCACCAAUAUCUUCUUUGCAGAAAGGCUUGGCACCCAGUAGGCUGCCAGCAAAUGCCUGUUGAUUGGUCAAUAUAUAAAUGAGCAUAUUUCUCUCUGUA